AUUGGUUCGGCGCACUCUAGAAACACUGCUACGGUGAAGAAACUAGACCCCAGGGCCGGGAGCGAAUUCCAGCCUGCAGGGCUGAUAAGCGAGGCAUUAGUGAGAGUGAAAGAGACUUUACCCCGCCGUGGUGGGUGGAGGGCGCGCAGUGGAGCAGCAGCACAGGCGCGGGUCCCGGGAGGCCGGCUCUGCUCGCGCCGAGAUGUGGAAUCUCCUUCACGAAACCGACUCGGCUGUGGCCACCGCGCGCCGCCCGCGCUGGCUGUGCGCCGGGGCACUGGUGCUGGCGGGUGGCUUCUUUCUCCUCGGCUUCCUCUUCGUGAAAGUAGGCAAGAGAAAUUAAAAUUCAGAAAUAUCUCACCUAAUGUCAGAGGGUGGGUUAUAAAAUCAUCCAAUGAAGCUACUAACAUUACUCCAAAGCAUAAUAUGAAAGCGUUUUUGGAUGAAUUGAAAGCUGAGAACAUCAAGAAGUUCUUAUAUAAUUUUACACAGAUACCACAUUUAGCAGGAACAGAACAAAACUUUCAGCUUGCAAAGCAAAUUCAAUCCCAGUGGAAAGAAUUUGGCCUGGAUUCUGUUGAGCUAGCUCAUUAUGAUGUCCUGUUGUCCUACCCAAAUAAGACUCAUCCCAACUACAUCUCAAUAAUUAAUGAAGAUGGAAAUGAGAUUUUCAACACAUCAUUAUUUGAACCACCUCCUCCGGGAUAUGAAAAUGUUUCGGAUAUUGUACCACCUUUCAGUGCUUUCUCUCCUCAAGGAAUGCCAGAGGGUGAUCUAGUGUAUGUUAACUAUGCACGAACUGAAGACUUCUUUAAAUUGGAACGGGACAUGAAAAUCAAUUGCUCUGGGAAAAUUGUAAUUGCCAGAUAUGGGAAAGUUUUCAGAGGAAAUAAGGUUAAAAAUGCCCAGCUGGCAGGGGCCAAAGGAGUCAUUCUCUACUCGGACCCUGCUGACUACUUUGCUCCUGGGGUGAAGUCCUAUCCAGAUGGUUGGAAUCUUCCUGGAGGUGGUGUCCAGCGUGGAAAUAUCCUAAAUCUGAAUGGUGCAGGAGACCCUCUCACACCAGGUUACCCAGCAAAUGAAUAUGCUUAUAGGCGUGGAAUUGCAGAGGCUGUGGGUCUUCCAAGUAUUCCUGUUCAUCCAAUUGGAUACUAUGAUGCACAGAAGCUCCUAGAAAAAAUGGGUGGCUCAGCACCACCAGAUAGCAGCUGGAGAGGAAGUCUCAAAGUGCCCUACAAUGUUGGACCUGGCUUUACUGGAAACUUUUCUACACAAAGAGUCAAGAUGCACAUCCACUCUACCAGUGAAGUGACGAGAAUUUACAAUGUGAUAGGUACUCUCAGAGGAGCAGUGGAACCAGACAGAUAUGUCAUUCUGGGAGGUCACCGGGACUCAUGGGUGUUUGGUGGUAUUGACCCUCAGAGUGGAGCAGCUGUGGUUCAUGAAAUUGUGAGGAGCUUUGGAACACUGAAAAGGGAAGGGUGGAGACCUAGAAGAACAAUUUUGUUUGCAAGCUGGGAUGCAGAAGAAUUUGGUCUUCUUGGUUCUACUGAGUGGGCAGAGGAGAAUUCAAGACUCCUUCAAGAGCGUGGCGUGGCUUAUAUUAAUGCUGACUCGUCUAUAGAAGGAAACUACACUCUGAGAGUUGAUUGUACACCACUGAUGUACAGCUUGGUAUACAACCUAACAAAAGAGCUGAAAAGCCCUGAUGAAGGCUUUGAAGGUAAAUCUCUUUAUGAAAGUUGGAUUAAAAAAAGUCCUUCCUCAGAGUUCAGUGGCAUGCCCAGGAUAAGCAAAUUGGGAUCUGGAAAUGAUUUUGAGGUGUUCUUCCAACGACUUGGAAUUGCUUCAGGCAGAGCACGGUAUACUAAAAAUUGGGAAACAAACAAAUUCAGCGGCUAUCCACUGUAUCACAGUGUCUAUGAAACAUAUGAGUUGGUGGAAAAGUUUUAUGAUCCGAUGUUUAAAUAUCACCUCACUGUGGCCCAGGUUCGAGGAGGGAUGGUGUUUGCGCUAGCCAAUUCCAUAGUGCUCCCUUUUGAUUGUCAAGAUUAUGCUGUAGUUUUAAGAAAAUAUGCUGACAAAAUCUACAAUAUUUCUAUGAAACAUCCACAGGAAAUGAAGACAUACAAUGUAUCAUUUGAUUCACUUUUUUCUGCAGUAAAGAAUUUUACAGAAAUUGCUUCCAAGUUCAGUGAGAGACUCCAGGACUUUGACAAAAGCAACCCAAUAUUAUUAAGAAUGAUGAAUGAUCAACUCAUGUUUCUGGAAAGAGCAUUUAUUGAUCCAUUAGGGUUACCAGACAGGCCUUUUUAUAGGCAUAUCAUCUAUGCUCCAAGCAGCCACAACAAGUAUGCAGGGGAGUCAUUCCCAGGAAUUUAUGAUGCUCUGUUUGAUAUUGAAAGCAAAGUGGACCCUUCCAAGGCCUGGGGAGAAGUGAAGAGACAGAUUUCUGUUGCAGCCUUCACAGUGCAGGCAGCUGCAGAGACUUUGAGUGAAGUAGCCUAAGAGGAUUCUUUAGAGAAUCCGUAUUGAAUUUGUGUGGUAUGUCACUCAGAAAGAAUCAUAAUAGGUAUAUUGAUAAAUUUUAAAAUUGGUAUAUUUGAAAUAAAGCUGAAUAUUAUAUAUA
Symphalangus syndactylus (siamang) is the source of this 2629-nucleotide messenger RNA. RefSeq names its product folate hydrolase 1 (gene FOLH1). Gene Ontology annotation, cellular component: plasma membrane. The record is from RefSeq and is a predicted model, not a curated record. Gene Ontology annotation, molecular function: carboxypeptidase activity. Lineage: Eukaryota; Metazoa; Chordata; Mammalia; Primates; Hylobatidae.